AUGGUGUGGGGUACAGUUGUUGGCGGAGGUGUGGAAGUGGGGGCGGACACAGGGGCGGGUGGGAGGAUGGAUGUGGGUGUCCUGGGUGAAGAACGCAGAGAGGGAAGCGGAGGCAGCAGAGGGGGUGGCAUGCACGCACAGCUGGGAGCGCAACCACCGGGGCAUCUGCUGCUGCAGGUGUGGCGAGAGCAGGCGAUCGUCUAUUGGGGAGGCCAGGGGGAAAGGAUGGAUGGAGGGGAGGAAGAGACGUGUAUAGAGGGUAUUUUCGAGACGUCUCAACAUUACAUCUGCUGCUGCAGGUGCGGCGAGAGCAGGCGGUCGUCUAUUGGGGAGGCCAGGGGGAAAGAAUGGAUGGAGGGGAGGAAGAGGGAAAAUGAAGGUGGGGAAAAAGGAGUGUAUGAUGAUGAUGAUGAGGAGGAGGAGGAGGAGGAGGAGGAGGAGGAGGAGGAGGAGGAGGAGGAGGAGGAGGAGGAGGAGGAGGAGGAGGAGGAGGAGGAGGAGGAGGAGGAGGAGGAGGAGGAGGAGGGAGAGAUGUGA
Molecule: messenger RNA, 537 nt
Organism: Closterium sp. Naga37s-1
Lineage: Eukaryota; Viridiplantae; Streptophyta; Zygnematophyceae; Desmidiales; Closteriaceae
Source: the annotation of a GenBank genome assembly